Molecule: messenger RNA, 4513 nt
Organism: Octodon degus (degu)
Lineage: Eukaryota; Metazoa; Chordata; Mammalia; Rodentia; Octodontidae
Gene: Daam2
Product: dishevelled associated activator of morphogenesis 2
Exons: 25
Coding region: 165-3383 (1072 amino acids)
Biological process (GO): actin cytoskeleton organization; regulation of non-canonical Wnt signaling pathway; negative regulation of oligodendrocyte differentiation
Molecular function (GO): small GTPase binding; actin binding
Source: RefSeq, a predicted model, not a curated record
CUAGGGAGGAGGGAGCUGCCGCGGUGUCCCGAGCAGUGGAGCGCGGAGCCUGCGGAGCCGGGGCGACCGGGCUAGAGAGCCGCGCAGAGCCGAGCCAUGGGGGCCGCAGGGUCGCGAUGAGGACCUAGGGCACCUGUGUGCUGACCACUCGGGCCACAGUGACCAUGGCCCCCCGCAAGAGGAGCCGCCAUGGUCUGGGCUUCCUGUGCUGCUUUGGGGGCAGCGACCUCCCCGAGAUCAACCUGCGGGACAACCGCCCGCUGCAGUACAUGGAGUUCUCCAGUCCCAUCCCGAACCCUGAGGAGCUUAAUGUCUGCUUUGCAGAGCUCGUGGAUGAGUUGGAUCUCACCGACAAAAACCGGGAGGCCGUCUUCGCGCUGCCUCCCGAGAAGAAAUGGCAGAUCUACUGCAGCAAGAAGAAGGAGCAGGAGGACCCCAACAAACUGGCGACCAGCUGGCCCGACUACUACAUUGACCGCAUCAACUCCAUGGCUGCGAUGCAGAGUCUGUACGCAUUUGAUGAGGAGGAGACAGAGGUGAGAAACCAGNNNNAACACAGGCUACCCUUUGUGCUCGUGGCUCUGGCUCAUAGGUUCGUGACCCGCUUCAUCGAGCUAGAGGGCUUGGCCUGCCUGCUGAAUUUCCUGCGGAGCAUGGACCAUGCCACCUGUGAGAGCCGCAUCCACACUUCCCUCAUCGGCUGCAUCAAGGCGCUGAUGAACAACUCGCAGGGCCGGGCGCAUGUGCUGGCACAGCCCGAGGCCAUCAGUACCAUUGCGCAGAGCCUGCGCACCGAGAACAGCAAGACCAAGGUGGCCGUGCUCGAGAUCCUGGGGGCUGUGUGCCUGGUGCCCGGAGGCCACAAGAAGGUCCUGCAGGCCAUGCUGCACUACCAGGUGUACGCGGCGGAGCGCACCCGCUUCCAGACCCUGCUGAACGAGCUAGACCGAAGUUUGGGCCGGUACCGGGAUGAAGUGAACCUGAAAACAGCCAUCAUGUCCUUCAUCAAUGCUGUCCUCAAUGCUGGUGCUGGAGAGGAUAAUCUGGAAUUCCGGCUACAUCUGCGGUACGAGUUCCUGAUGCUGGGAAUACAGCCUGUGAUCGACAAACUCCGGCAGCACGAGAACGCCAUCCUGGACAAGCAUUUAGACUUCUUCGAGAUGGUCCGGAAUGAGGAUGACCUGGAGCUGGCCCGGAGGUUUGACAUGGUCCACAUCGACACCAAGAGCGCCUCCCAGAUGUUCGAGCUGAUCCACAAGAAACUGAAGCACACCGAGGCCUACCCUUGCCUGCUCUCUGUCCUGCACCACUGCCUGCAGAUGCCCUACAAGCGGAAUGGUGGCUACUUUCAGCAGUGGCAGCUCUUGGACCGAAUCCUCCAGCAGAUUGUCCUCCAGGACGAGCGGGGAGUGGACCCUGACCUGGCUCCGUUGGAGAACUUCAACGUCAAGAACAUUGUCAACAUGCUCGUCAAUGAGAACGAGGUCAAGCAGUGGCGGGAGCAGGCAGAGAAAUUCCGGAAAGACCACUUGGAGCUCGCGAGUCGGUUGGAGAGGAAGGAGCGGGAAUGUGAGACAAAGACCCUGGAGAAGGAGGAGAUGAUGCGAACGUUGAACAAGAUGAAGGACAAGCUGGCCCGGGAGUCCCAGGAGCUGCGCCAGGCUCGGGGACAAGUGGCAGAGCUGGUGGCACAGCUCAGUGAGCUCUCAUCAGGCCCUGUGUCUGCCCCCCCUCCCCCUGGAGGCCCGCUUCCCUCCAUGGCCUCCUCCUCCUCCAUGACAACCGAUGACCUGCCUCCACCCCCACCCCCUCUCCCCUUCGCCUGCUGCUCCCCACCGCCCCCGCCGCCCCUUCCACCCGGCGGGCCUCCCACUCCCCCCGGCGCCCCACCUUGCUUUGGCCUCAGCCCGCCCCCGCCUCAGGACCCUUUCCCCAGCAGCAAUGUUCCACUCAGGAAAAAGCGUGUCCCACAGCCCUCCCACCCGCUGAAGUCCUUCAACUGGGUCAAGCUGAAUGAGGAGCGGGUCCCUGGUACCGUAUGGAAUGAGAUUGAUGACAUGCGGGUAUUUCGGAUUCUGGACCUAGAGGACUUUGAAAAAAUGUUUUCAGCCUAUCAGAGGCACCAGAAAGAGCUGGGUUCCACCGAGGACAUCUGCCUGGCCUCCCGCAAGGUCAAGGAGCUGUCGGUCAUUGACGGCCGGAGGGCCCAGAACUGCAUUAUCCUUCUCUCCAAGUUGAAGCUUUCCAAUGAGGAGAUCCGGCAGGCUGUCUUGAGGAUGGACGAGCAGGAGGACCUUGCCAAGGACAUGCUGGAGCAGCUCCUCAAGUUCAUCCCUGAGAAGAGUGAUGUGGACCUCUUGGAGGAGCACAAGCAUGAGAUUGAGCGAAUGGCCCGCGCUGACCGCUUCCUCUAUGAGAUGAGCAGGAUCGACCACUACCAGCAGCGACUGCAGGCCCUGUUCUUCAAGAAGAAGUUCCAGGAGCGACUGGCAGAGGCCAAGCCCAAAGUGGAAGCUAUCCUGCUGGCCUCCCGGGAGCUGACACGCAGCAAGCGUCUCAAGCAGAUGCUGGAGGUUGUGCUGGCCAUCGGCAACUUCAUGAACAAGGGGCAGCGCGGGGGCGCCUAUGGGUUCCGGGUGGCCAGCCUCAACAAGAUCGCCGACACCAAGUCCAGCAUCGACAGAAACAUCUCUCUGCUCCACUACCUGAUUAUGAUCCUGGAGAAACAUUUUCCUGACAUCCUGAACCUGCCUUUGGAGCUACAGCAUCUCCCGGAAGCCGCCAAAGUCAACCUGGCCGAGCUGGAGAAGGAGGUGAACAACCUCAAGAAGGGGCUGAGAGCUGUCGAGGUGGAGCUGGAGUAUCAGAGACGCCAGAUGCGGGAGCCCAAUGAUAAGUUUGUCCCCGUCAUGAGCGACUUUAUCACGGUGUCCAGCUUCAGCUUCUCAGAGCUGGAAGACCAGCUCAAUGAGGCCAGGGAUAAGUUCGCCAAGGCCCUGGUGCACUUCGGGGAGCAGGACAACAACAUGCAGCCCGAGGGCUUCUUCGGCAUCUUCGACACCUUCCUGCAGGCCUUCUCAGAGGCCCGGCAGGACCUGGACACCAUGAGGAAGAGGAAGGAGGAGGAAGAGCGGCGGGCGCGCAUGGAAGCCAUGCUGAAGGAGCAGCGCGAGCGGGAGCGGUGGCAGCGGCAGCGCAAGGUCCUGGCUGGCGGCUCGCUGGAGCUGGAGGAGGGCGGCGAGUUCGACGACCUGGUGUCGGCUCUGCGCUCCGGGGAGGUGUUCGACAAGGACUUGUCCAAGCUCAAGCGCAGCCGCAAGCGCUCAGGGAGCCAGGCCCCGGACAUCACCCGCGAGCGGGCGUUGAACCGGCUAAAUUAUUGACCUGGGGACUGAGCACUCUGGAAGCCAGAGGCGGGCGGGGCCGCGAGGGCGGAGUGGAGUAGGUGGUGAGAUUACCGCUAGGUGCUGGGUGUCCAGCCCGGGGCUGGGUCCUGGGGCGGGGACUCCCCCACUUACCUUCAGGGGCUCCUCUGGUCUCCCUUAAACGAGAUUUUUUCUGGGUCCUGGCCCCCAGGGUUCAUUCUGGGAACUCGCUUGGCUAGCCCUGGCCAGGAACCCCAGGUGGUAGGUGCCUGUCCCCCAUCCCAGGCACUCAAGCGUCAGACCAGAAUUGUUUCAGAUCUAGACCCGUGAAGUCCAUGGACCGUGUCCAGAUCUCCCGUGCCAUGGGAAUGGCGGGGAGCAGAUUCCCAGGGAGUGAGCAAGGGAGAUCCCAGCUCCUGGCUCUCAUUUGGGACCAGUUUUCAGCUUGGCUGGGAACAAGGAAGACAUGGUAUGCGAGAGCAGCCAGCUCAGCUCUGGCCCGCUCCAGAAAAACCAAGGUGCGAGGGUGGGGCAGGGCCGACAGGAGCGGCUCCGGGUGUCGGAGGUCCUUUGAUCUUGCCUUUCGCCAUCCAUCGCCACUAAUCCACAGUUCAGAAACUACCCCCCACCCCCGUGCUCCAGGAUUACGGGUUACACCAAGCUGCGUCGGGUAAGGGGGGGGGGUCCAAGAAAGACCUGCACCCACACACCCGUGCUGCAGACCUGAGGGCCUCUUGAGCACGCCCCACAGCACCAGCCCAUUGUCAAAGUGAUGCACAGCAACCUCACUUGUGGCCAGUGGUGACAAAUACCAGCGGGUGACCCUUGAAUGCCACACUCCUGCAGGAGCACCCCAGCCUAUGCUGGGUAUUAUCAUGUAGCCCCCGCCCUUUCUCUACCACCACAGGGCAGAAACUGCCUUGGCUGCACAUCCUGCAGACCGCUUGGAACUGCAAGUGCCUGGCCCUGGGGAACUUGAGUCCUGAGAGCCAGGGCUGCCCUGGGCCUUUCCAUGUUGCCAUCUCUUAGGUGGCCUCUCGGUCAGGUCCGGUGUUGUGGGGCCAUGCACAUGGGGAAGGCUGGCUUAGUUGAGGGUACCCGGUCUCUGGUGCUGUUUGGCUCUUCCCUGAGUUUCAGGGGGCUUUUUG